AAAUGGAAGAAAUAAACUGCUCAGCAAGCAGACUUGCAGACAAAGCUACAGGAGAAGCGCCUGGCGUCUGUUCCUUUCUGAUCACAGCCAUCUCCAUUUUUAUGAUUCUUCUAACCUUUCCCCUUUCCCUCAUUUGCACCAUCAAGGUGGUUCAGGAAUAUGAGCGGGCUGUUAUUUUCCGGUUAGGUCGUCUUUUGAAGGGAGGAGCAAGGGGGCCUGGCAUAUUUUUUGUCAUUCCUUGUGUGGAUAGUUAUACAAAGGUUGACAUGCGAACCCUCACAUUUGACGUUCCUCCCCAGGAGAUUCUGACCAAGGACUCUGUAACUGUACAUGUUGAUGCCAUCAUGUACUACAAGGUUAGCAAUGCAACCUCUUGUAUUGCUAAUGUAGACGAUUAUGGAAAAUCUACCCGACUUCUUGCUGCAACUACUCUGAGAAAUGUGCUGGGGACUAAAAAUCUUGGUGAUAUUUUGUCAGAUAGAGAGAGUAUUGCACAUGACAUGCAGGUAUCUCUUGAUGAAGCCACAGAUCCUUGGGGAGUACAAGUAGAACGAGUUGAAGUUAAAGAUGUGCGGCUACCCCAGAAUCUUCAGAGGGCUAUGGCAGCAGAAGCUGAGGCGGCCAGGGAAGCUAGAGCUAAGGUGAUUGCGGCUGAAGGAGAACACAAAGCCAGCCGAGCCCUCAGACAUGCAGCUGAUGUUAUUAAUGAAAGUCCUGCGGCAAUGCAGUUGAGAUACCUGCAAACUCUCAACAAUAUUUCGGCAGAAAAGAAUUCGACGAUAAUUUUCCCAGUUCCUGUGGAUAUCAUCUCUCUAAUUCUUAACAGAAAAGAAUCUGUGGUGCCCCCUACUCCAGUUGCUAUUACUCCACAUUGAUAAUCAUCACGUUUUAUGUUUUAACGAAAAUCUAAGAGUUUUAAAUCUAAGAAACAUCAAUUAUGAUACAUUUUGUUUGGCAGAUAUUAAAUGUUGAAUGAUGAUAAAAAAUAAUGUUUUUAUUCACGAUCAAGUUUACUAAAUGUGAGAAUCAAGUUAUUUUGCAUUUGCAUUGUACAUUUUCAAGCUGUUGGUAAAACUAUUUGCAUCAAACAUCAUAUUCACAUCAGAUUGCUUAAAUGUCGUCAUAUAUCUUAACCCUUAUCACGAUUCUUCUUCACUUAUUCAAUUUCAUAAUUUUGCAUUUUUUUUAUGCUUAAGGUAAGGAGGAGGAUAGUCAAACGGCGAGUCGGUGUUAAUUUUUUUUAUUAAUUAAGCUACAAAAAAGCCCUUAAAAACUUGAUGUGUCACAUAUUAAUAGUUGUCAAAAGUAAAAAUAUUUAUUCUUGAACAUUUUUCCGACGAACUUUUAAACUUUUUUAAAAUCCUCGCUUGCACCCUAACCAUUAAAGCAAGAGGUCUAAUUUCUUUUGGUGAGCAGAUCUUGAAAAGUUAUACCAGGGACAUGCAUCACACUCCCCUAUCUCAACUCUAUGGGUACAAUAAUAUUAGUCAAAAGAAGCCCAAUCGGGAUAGGGUUGAAACAUAAGAAAUAACCGUAUCACAGGGUCCGUCCAAAAAUAGUUAUUGCAAAAUUAGCAAAAAAUUAUCCAGCAACAGUUUGCAUUUAUCGUAAUGUGUUUGCAUAUCAUUUUAGUAAAUAUUUAUGUCUCAUGAAACGAAUGCAUUUUUUGUAAUGUUGUAAUUGUAAAUAAACAUUGGCAAGACAUUUAUCGUAUAUAAAAUAUACUUAGAUAUAUGA
This is a messenger RNA of Eurytemora carolleeae, 1737 nucleotides long. Its product is annotated as band 7 protein AGAP004871. Bases 3 to 875 code for a protein of 290 amino acids. The transcript has 12 exons. NCBI's taxonomy places the organism in Eukaryota, Metazoa, Arthropoda, Copepoda, Calanoida, Temoridae. The record is from RefSeq and is a predicted model, not a curated record. Gene Ontology annotation, cellular component: plasma membrane.